AUGAGGAACGAAUUGAUGGAGAAGCAUAGUCACCCUUCGUUCUUUGUCCUGUUUGGGCGUAGUCUAGCAGCCCAAAAUGUACUCAUCUCCGUCUAUUUGUUCCUAAUGUUCCGGUCGCUACCUUACGCCGUUGCACAGAGCAGUAGUCAACCGCCCGCCGUCGUUCCCUCUGGCUUAACCAACACUUCCGACCCUUCGGCGACCAACAAUUUGACCUUUUCGGUGAACAUCGGACUCGUCUUCAUUUUUGGCUCCUUUGUUAUCUUGUUCUUCAUCUCCUUCUGCGUCUACAAGGGCUCCCAGACCGAAAGCGAUCAAAGCAUUCGCGGUAAUGGCGUGGAUGGCCGAAUAUCACGUAGGGGAAAUCGAGGGCUAGACCCGGCCGUGAUCGAGACUUUUCCAAUCUUCGCCUACUCACAUGUGAAGGACCACAAAUUGGGAAAUGGAGCUCUGGAGUGCGCCGUAUGCUUGAACGAGUUCGUAGACGAAGAUACGAUUCGAUUGCUGCCCCAGUGUGACCAUGUCUUCCAUCCUGACUGCAUUGAUGCUUGGUUAUCUAAGCGCACAACCUGCCCAGUCUGCCGAGCUAACCUCGUUCCUGUAUCGGGUGAAACACCUGAAACUAUGGUACCGGUACAGUACAUAGAAGGCGAUGAUUCGGAUGGGGAAAUCCCAACAUCGGAACCAGUGGAGGCAGAGAACGAGCAAGUUUCCAUUAAUGUACUAAGCGAAGAACCACAGGUGGUGGCAGUGGCACCUGAGGUAAUUACUGAUACACUAAUACAGAACCGGCCAGCGAGAUCGACGAAGCCGAGUUACGUGGGGAGAUUUCCACGGUCUAAUUCAACGGGACACUCGCUGGUUCAACCGGGAGAAAACGUUGAGCGGUUCACCCUCCGGCUUCCGGACGACAUGAGGAAGCAAAUCAUGAACAUGAGGCAGGUGAACCGGACUAGGAGCAUGGUGGCGUUCCCAGUGCUAGUGAGUCCUGGGAAGGGUUCCCGGACAACCGGUGAAGGCAGUAGUAGAGGAGGGAAAUCGAUGGGAGAGAAACCGGAAGGCCGGGUCUUCUCGAUGACACUGCCUUUCUUCAUGAAAGCCACUUCUCCUCGGUCACCGAAGAUGACAGCAGAAGGGGAUGCUUCGGUAACUUCUCGUCCUAAACCCCUUUGGUCGCCGUUACGAGUGUACACGAAAGCUGCUCACGAAACUGUGGCGUCAUGGACUCCCUCUCAAAUUUGA
This is a messenger RNA of Telopea speciosissima, 1242 nucleotides long. RefSeq names its product RING-H2 finger protein ATL32-like. The record is from RefSeq and is a predicted model, not a curated record. The coding region runs from base 1 to 1242 and encodes 413 amino acids. Lineage: Eukaryota; Viridiplantae; Streptophyta; Magnoliopsida; Proteales; Proteaceae. The transcript has a single exon.